UGAACUUGAGGGAAUCCCAAUCCACACAACACCAACUUGAACUCCGGGACUGCAACUCCAAAACGAUACCAGAAAAUGGCAACCGGCGCUUCCCCUUCACCGUUCCUCUACCAAAACGGCGUCAUUUCACACUCCGGAACCACCCCAUCAGUCACCCAAUUCCUAGAAUCCAACCCAGGCGCAUACACCACAACAAGAACUCACAACAAUGCAAAUUCUCUCCUAUUUUGGCCCCAACAUUUACAAAGACUUUCAAAUUCCACCUCAAUUCUCAUCACUUCAACCCCCCAAUUUUUCUUCAAAAACCUUAAAUUCAAUCCCAACACCCCAGUUUUCAGACCAACUUGGGAGUCCAAGAUCAAGUCUUUGGUUAAUGGUUCGGUGAAAAAGGUGCUGCCUUUGGCUUUGGAAGAGAGAAAAUUUGGGGAGGAAUUGGCAGUUACUGCUCUUGUUAGUGGGGAUUUUGAGAAAUUGGAAAAGAUUGGGGACUUGGGUUGUGAAAAUUGUGAUGUUGGUUUGUUUGAUGUUUGUUUGCAUAUUGGAAAGUAUGUUCCUUUUGUUUUUGGUGUUAGAGGAAAUGGUGCUAAUUUGGCUGUUGUUGGGUAUGGUAGGAGUUUUGCUCAAGCUAAAUAUUCUCAUUGGGUAAGGUUAAGGAAGCCUUUGGAGAAAUUGAGGCCUCCUUCAGUGACUGAGCUUUUGUUAUCCGACGAUGGUGAUCAUAUACUUGAAGGUUGUGUCACCAAUUUCUUUGUCGUUUGCUACAAGGACAGCAAGGAAGUCAAGAGGGACUGCUUUUACGAGGAUGGCAAUAAAGAUCAAUUUGAAGUGCAGACAGCCCCAAUUAGCGAUGGUGUCCUUCCUGGAAUUAUUCGCCAACUGGUUAUUGAAGUGUGUUUAAGCAAGGGAAUACCUGUUCAAGAAGUUGCACCAUCGUGGUCUACGCGGGACUCUUGGAAAGAGGCAUUUAUUACAAAUGGCUUGAGAAUUGUACAGCAUGUGGAAAAAAUUCAAGUUCCAACUUCAUGGGAAUUAAUAAAACAAAAAACUCUCGAGGAGAUAUCUUGGGAGGAGAAGCAUUUUCCGGAGGAUCCUGGGAUGAUUACAGCAAUUAUCCAGAAAGAGAUUAUGGAGAAGGCUCGUCUUGAAGGAUAUCUGUUAUAGCUCUCUUAGCACAUGAAUGGUUCUCGGCAUUUUAUACCAUUUCGGCUGGUUAGGUCUCUUAGGUAGAGUAUUUUGCAGCUUACACCAUUGAUCUCGAAAGCGGACAAUAUGAAUGGAUGAUUGUGUAUGAUGUUUAUGGGACAAUGUUUACAAAGCCUUGCAGACUGCAGUUAUGAGCAAAAUGUAUUUACUUAUCCUACUCAAAUCUAGAGUUCUAUUUGUCUGCCAUUUGAUGAUUAAAAUGCUUAUUAUUCA
Mercurialis annua (annual mercury) is the source of this 1416-nucleotide messenger RNA. RefSeq lists its product as uncharacterized. Bases 76 to 1161 code for a protein of 361 amino acids. The transcript has 7 exons. The record is from RefSeq and is a predicted model, not a curated record. Gene Ontology annotation, molecular function: catalytic activity. Lineage: Eukaryota; Viridiplantae; Streptophyta; Magnoliopsida; Malpighiales; Euphorbiaceae.